This is a messenger RNA of Enterobius vermicularis (human pinworm), 786 nucleotides long. Lineage: Eukaryota; Metazoa; Nematoda; Chromadorea; Rhabditida; Oxyuridae. The record is from the annotation of a GenBank genome assembly.
AUGAAUUCCCUACAAGCAAUCGGCAUCGAACUUCUUGUAGCUGUGCUUUUACAUGGCAAUUAUUGCUUCGGACAAACUUCAAGCACCGAACAAACCACUGACGCUAAAAGCAAUACGACAGGAACGAAUAACGUUACUCCCACGGUAAUUUCAACUGAUCCAAAAAAUGAUCCUGACUCCAGUUCCUCAACGUUUGAAGGCACUACUCAUACGGAAGAAACUGCUAGCACGAGAAAUGACAGAACAGAGGGAAGUACUGAUACUUCCACAGACGUUUCGUCCAGUAAUACAAAUGAUCUUGACUCCAGUUCCUCAACGUUCGAAGGGACUAAUCAUACGGAAGAAACUGCUAGCACGAUAAAUGACAGAACAGAGAGAAGUACUGAUACUUCCACAGACGUUUCAUCCAGUAAUUCAAAUAAUCCUGAUUCUAGUUCCUCAACGCUUGAAGGCACUAUUCAUACGGAAGAAACUGCCAGCACGAGAAAUGACAGAACAGAGGGAAUUACUGAUACUUCCACAGACGUUCCAUCCGGUAAUACAAAUGAUCUUGACUCCAGUUCCUCAACGUUUGAAGGCACUACUCAUACGGAAGAAACUGCUAGCACGAGAAAUGACAGAACAGAGGGAAGUACUGAUACUUCCACAGACGUUUCGUCCAGUAAUACAAAUGAUCUUGACUCCAGUUCCUCAACGUUCGAAGGCACUACUCAUACGGAAGAAACUGCUAGCACGAGAAAUGACAGAACAGAGGGAAGUACUGAUACUUCCACAGACGUUUCGUCC